Molecule: messenger RNA, 6167 nt
Organism: Silurus meridionalis
Lineage: Eukaryota; Metazoa; Chordata; Actinopteri; Siluriformes; Siluridae
Gene: cdh4
Product: cadherin 4, type 1, R-cadherin (retinal)
Exons: 21
Coding region: 1385-4696 (1103 amino acids)
Biological process (GO): calcium-dependent cell-cell adhesion; multicellular organism development; cell-cell junction assembly
Cellular component (GO): adherens junction; plasma membrane; catenin complex
Molecular function (GO): calcium ion binding; cadherin binding
Source: RefSeq, a predicted model, not a curated record
UACUAGUGCCUAUGCGAUAUUUCCUGUAAAGGGCAUUCAGAAUGCUGCUGCUCACCUCCUUUAUAACCUGUUACGGUUCUCUUAUGUGACCCCCCAUACUGAGAUUACUUCACUGGUCUUUGCAUUCCAGAUAUCAGUGGCCCCUGCUCUGUUAUCUGUACACCAUAGUUCAAAACCCCAACACCUGCACACCUACACAGAUCAUCCUCAGGGUAUCUGCUAUGUCCUUCUCCACAGACUCUCGCUGCUCUUUAGUAAAUCGAAAGAUUUCUCACCCACACGCUUUCAUGAUUUAUUUGUACAUUCACCUUUAUCUUAAGAUAACGAUUUCAAUUUCUCUCCACUUUUAGAUUGUCUCAGCUUUUAUUCCAGCACCUGGUAUUUGAGCAUUAAAAUAAACUCUAAUAAUGAGUUAUGAAUUAUUCUUUCAUAACUUCAUACCAGGUUGUAAUGCGGCCGCCUCUAUCCGUCAUCCUCCUGUUUCCCAAAGUGGCGCAGAAUAAAAAUGUUCGAUCAUUCCGAGUUUGGAUCCCUGUGAUGCCAUAGGCAAGAGAACAGAAGUGGUGUUGCACAUUCCUUUAUCAAUCACAGUGACACGGACCUCAGUGAGCUCAUGUAUAGAAUAUCGGCAGAUUGUGCCGUUCCCCCUCGGUGUGAUAGAUAGGUGUACUUAAGAUGCCGCAUGAGCAGCAGUUCAAAAAGAUGCUCUUGACUGGCUUCAGGCUUGUUUUAGAGCAGGUGCCUUCUGUCUCAUCCCAAAAAAAUAAAAUAAAUAAAUAAAUAUAAAAGGCCAGUGUGGCUUUGACUUUGUUUCAGCUAAAGUGAUUGUUGCUUAAAGACCAAGGAAUAAUUUAGGAAGAUCUAUGGUGGAAAUUACAUUUAGAAAACUGUCUAAUCACUCACUAUAUUGGAUCUUCUUCAAUGCAGUACUUUUUUUUUUAUCUCUGUACCAAAUCUUCAUCCUGUCCACCAAUUGAUGAUGUCCAUUAAUAAUAAAUAUAAGCUCUGAUUUUUGCACAUGCACCAUUGGUCUAUUUUUAAUUUGCCAAAUUAGGUAAUAGUCUUUCUGGUAGAGCAUCUCUUUAUCCUUUUUCUUCACCAUGUCUUUUGUCAUUUGGAGACCCCUACUAUUUCUCUGCACAAGCAUCCCCUUCAGUGGAACCGUGUUCUUUUUGGCUUUCCACAUCCCUCUUGCCCAUGUGCGCUCUUCAGUAGGAGGGGUGAUGUCGCGGUGAUGCUGAGUUGAACAGCGCCUUUCCGUUACUCCACCUGCAGUCGGGACGCGAGGCGAACCAGCGCACGAGUCUCAGUCCAUCUCCAUCCCAAAAGCUUCACGGAGGAAUUACCGGAGCUCAGAGAGGAACUGCUUGAGUCGGAGCCGAAAAUGAAAGUCGGCUUUGUUCUUCCUCUGGCGUGCGCUUUAGUGCUGAAAAGCUCACUGGAUGCUGCUGGAAGUCUGACUAUGGAUCCAUGUAGACUCGGAUUUUCCCAGAACUUCUACACCGUGUUUAUCCCAUGGGAGCAGCUGCGGGGUCACACCAUUGUCAAAGGCACCCUGCUGUCAUCAGGUCAAGUGAAGUUCGAGGCUUGUCAUCUGAAUGAGCGGAUCAGCUUCGAGAGCAGCGACCCCAAAUUCAGCGUUCGUCCCGACGGCUCUCUUUACGCCGAGCAAGACGUAACCAGCCCGUCCGAGCCCAUACAGUUUGUGGUGACUGCUCAGAGGAGCAUCGACACGCAGGUCUGGAGGACGAUUGUUAAACUGGUCAUCAUCAGACACCCACAUCCUUCCCGUAUAAACCAGAUUGUUGUCAAGGCCAAUUCCCAUCACAAGCACCAUCACAAUCUUAGUCACCACCAGCGAGGGUUUUCCACCAAUAAUUUGCACUGGCAAGACCGGAUCAUUUCUCCAAUCAGUACGCCUGAACACGCCAGGAGAGCGUCUCCAUUUUGGGGGAGUGCUGGAGGUCCGACCACGGAUCCAUGCAGACCCGGAUUCUCCCAGAACUUCUACACCGUGUUUAUCCCACGGGAGCAGCUGCAGGGCCAAAGCGUUGUCAAAGGUACCCUGCUGUCAUCUGCUCGAGUGAUAUUCGAGGCUUGUCAUCUGAAUGAGCGGAUCAGCUUCGAGAGCAGCGACCCCAAAUUCGGCGUUCAUCCGGACGGCUCUCUGUACGCUGAGCAAGAUGUGAUGAACCUGUCCGAGCCUAUACAGUUCAUGGUGACGGCUCAAGGGAGCAAAGACACGCGGAUCUGGGAGACGACCGUUAAACUGGCUGUCGCCGGACACCCACUUCCUGCCCUCAUAAACCAGAUUGGUGAUGAAACUGGAUACCACUCAAGAUCCCACCACAACCACUACUCCAAUCCCAGAGUCAUCAUGUUCCCCCGUCGACACCAGCGAGGCUCCUCUACCAACGGGCUGCGUCGUCAGAAGAGAGACUGGGUCAUACCUCCUAUCAAUGUGCCUGAGAACUCUAGAGGACCCUUUCCACAAAUGCUUGUCAGGAUCCGAUCGGACCAAGAUAAGGAGAUCGAAAUCCGGUACAGCAUAACGGGAGCUGGCGCUGAUCAGCCACCCAGUGAUGUCUACAUCAUUGACCCCAUCAGUGGGAAAAUGUCUGUGACCAAGCCGCUGGACAGAGAAGACCGAGCCUCCUACCACCUGAGAGCCCAUGCCGUGGACGUCAACGGUAAUCAGAUGGAACCUCCGAUCGAUCUGUACAUUUACGUCAUUGAUAUGAACGACAACAGACCCGAGUUUCAGAACCAGGUCUAUAAUGGAUCUGUUCCUGAGGUCUCCAAACCAGGCACGUCGGUGAUGCGCGUUACGGCGAUCGACGCCGAUGACAGCACGAUGCCCAACGGCCUGGUGCACUACAGGAUCCUAAACCAGAGUCCACACAUCCCAAUUCCCAACAUGUUUACCAUCAACGGAGGGACGGGCGAGAUCAGCACCAUCGCAGCAGGCCUAGACAGAGAGAAAGUUUCUCAGUACACGCUGAUCGUGCAGGCUACAGACAUGGAGGGCAGCCUGAACUUCGGCCUCUCCAACACGGCGACGGCUCUCAUCACCGUCACCGACAUCAACGACAACCCUCCAGAGCUCGACGCCAAAACGUUCCUGGGUGAGGUGCCGGAGAAUGCAGUGGGUGUAAUCGUGGCCAAUUUGACUGUGCGAGACCGGGACCAGCCUCACACGCCCAACUGGAACGCAGUUUACAGAAUAGUGGGCGGAGACUCGAUGGGCCACUUCACCAUCCGCACGGACGAACUCACCAAUGACGGCAGAGUCACAGUGGUCAAGCCAGUGGACUAUGAGAGGAACGGGGCCUUCAUGUUGACCGUGGUGGUAUCUAAUCAGGCCCAUCUGGCCAGUGGCAUCCCGUCAUCUCUCUCAUCCACAGCGGGAGUCACCAUCUCCGUGUUGGAUGUGAACGAGGCUCCCAUUUUCCCCUCCAACCCCAAAGUUAUUCGCUUUGAGGAGGGAGUUCCUGCUGAUACUACGCUCACCAUAUUCGCCGCUCAGGAUCCAGACCGAUUUAUUCAACAGAGUGUCAGGUACUCUAAGCUGUCCGAUCCUGGAAACUGGCUCCGAAUCAACAGGACAAACGGCCAGAUCACAACGACAGCCAUUUUGGAUCGGGAAUCGCCUUACGUGAAAAAUAACGUGUAUGAAGCGAGUUUUCUGGCUGUAGAUAACGGCUCUCCUCCUGCCACAGGAACAGGGACUCUGCAGAUCUAUUUGAUUGAUGUAAAUGAUAAUGUACCAGUGCUGGUGCCCAGAGAGGCCCAGCUGUGUGAGAGGCCAAGACCCAACUCCAGGAUCAACAUCACGGCCUCGGACGCUGAUACUGAGCCCAAUGCUGGACCAUAUGUCUUCGAGCUGCCCUCGUUCCCUCCCUCUGUUCGUCGCAAUUGGACCGUUACACGUCUGAAUGGUGAAUAUGCUCAGCUCAGGUUGAGGAUCGCAUACCUUGAAGCCGGUGUGUAUCGCGUGCCCAUCCUGGUCUCAGACUCGGGAAACCCUCCCUUAACAAACCGCUCCAUCAUCAGGGUUAAGGUGUGUCCUUGCGAUGAGCAUGGAGAUUGUACUUCACUCGGAGCAGUGGCAUCUGCAAGCCUGGGCACAGGCGCCAUCAUCGCCAUCCUCAUCUGUAUCAUAAUCUUGUUAAGCAUGGUUCUGUUUUUCGUAGUGUGGAUGAAGCGCAGAGAGAAGGAACGACAGACCAAACCUCUUCUCAUUGACCCAGAGGAUGAUGUUAGGGACAACAUACUGAAAUAUGACGAGGAGGGAGGAGGAGAGGAGGAUCAGGACUACGACCUGAGCCAGCUGCAGCAGCCCGAGACUCUUGAGCACAUCAUGAGCAAGCCAGGGGGAGUAAGGAGAGUGGACGAAAGGCCAGUCAUCCCGGAGUCCCAGUACCCAAUACGGCCCAGCAUACCUCAUCCUGAAGACAUCGGGGAGUUUAUCACUGAUGUAGGUCCAGUUAAGGGGCUGCGAGCGGCGGAUAAUGACCCGACGGCUCCACCGUAUGACUCUCUGCUCGUGUUUGAUUACGAAGGCAGCGGCUCGACAGCUGGCUCGGUCAGCUCGCUCGACUCGUCCAGUUCGGAAGAGCAGGACUACGACUACCUCAAUGACUGGGGGCCGCGCUUUAAAAAACUGGCCGACCUCUACGGCGGCGGCGAUGACUGAGAGUGGAGCUCCAGGGAUGAGAGAGGGGCCAAGGAGAGGAGCCCGCAGGAGCAAGUCAGCAUCUCGGUUUGUUUCACCGAAGAGCCAUAGGAGCCUGAGCAUCCCUGCACAAGACACUCUGUAAUACAGAGGGAGUUUAAAAAAGGGACCAUUGCUGCUUUCUGCGAGUGUGUUUCUCUCUGUUUUUUUGUCUUUUUCUUCUCCCACUGCACUGGCAAGUUUUUCGUCGUGAGUUUUGCUUUGGCUGUCUGGAGAAUUGCGGCAGCCCUGAUACGAGAGACUAAGUACUCUAAGCUCUAAAACAGAAAACAAGGUCUGCACUCGUUCUCUCCGUCUGUGUCAUUUCAACUCUUAGAGCAGGACAAAUAUAUCCGAUCUUUUGACUUGAAUUUUAUUUGAUAAGCACUGUCAUUGCUCAAGUGCCUUUUCGUGGUGUUUUUUGUACCAGAGACUCCUCAGGGUCGGCUGCUGUUUUAAGCCCAUUUUCUCUGCAGCGGUACACUCCCUCGUUCCCUCGGUCCCUCUCCUCCAUGUUUACUCAUCCUAUUAAUGGUGCAGGAAAAGAAUCUUGUUCAUGGAGAUGUAAGACAAUUUCCUCUGGUGUGCUUCAAAAAAAAAAAAAGACUCGAAAAUUUGGCACACCUACUUUUUGGGAACUCAUCAUAUAGGACUUUGCCGACCCUGUUUAGAAGUUUAACUCUGUGGUCGUAAUUACAAGACCAAUCAAUUUACCAGGCAACAGCUAAAAGUGAUGAGCUUUUGUGGACUUUGUUUUUUAAAAAGAAGCAAAAAAAUAAGGGAAAAAAAGACAAAAAAUAAUGUAGAAAGACUUUUUAGCUCUGACACUUGCCUGCCUUUUUUUGCGCUGCUUUCCAAUCGGCCAAAAUGGCGUCCACGCUUAAAGGACUGCAUCACCGGAGGAGCGCUUUAUUCGUCUUGAACAUUCCCCUUGUCGAGGUUUAUCGACUGAUCGGACUUGUACGUGCAUGAUCUCUCUAAAGAGCGGUGUCUCUAAUCAGCUGCACUUGUUCCUUGUGGUCAGAAUGUGAAAAGUAGUUGGCAAAGAACAUACGAUAUACAGAACAAGCAUAACCUGUAUAGUUAAAAAAAAAAAAAGACUUGACUUGAAGAAAUGCUGUAAAUACAUAUUUUUUGGAAGUGUUACCCGAACAUUUGCUGCUCUUGAGGUCCUUGCAGGGCUAAAAGAGAAUUCUUUUGCGUCAGUGGUUUCGUUAGUGUGUACGUGCGCGAGCGUGUGUGGGUGCGCACGUGAGCCCGGUUGCCGUUUUGCUUUUAGCAGUCUCCCUUUUGCAAAUGUUUUCAUAUGUUCCUUAUUAGUUACGAUUUAAGUUCUUUCUAUAUGAGCCGUGGUUACAAUCACGCCUGCUUCUAAUGUGUGUCUCUGAGUUACUUGUUCAUUCCCGAAACCAUUACUGGAAUUUGUGCUUUAGAAAAUAAAGACAUCUUUUAU